Molecule: messenger RNA, 2000 nt
Organism: Xyrauchen texanus (razorback sucker)
Lineage: Eukaryota; Metazoa; Chordata; Actinopteri; Cypriniformes; Catostomidae
Product: homeobox protein engrailed-1-like
Exons: 2
Coding region: 270-1094 (274 amino acids)
Biological process (GO): neuron differentiation; multicellular organism development; regulation of transcription by RNA polymerase II
Cellular component (GO): nucleus
Molecular function (GO): RNA polymerase II cis-regulatory region sequence-specific DNA binding; DNA-binding transcription factor activity, RNA polymerase II-specific
Source: RefSeq, a predicted model, not a curated record
GCGAGCUGUCACACGGGACAGCGAGUCAAGGACUGCGGAGCAACGCGCCAUGUAUUGUCUGACUCGAAUAACGGGUGUGUUUUGACACUUGAAACGCCUUGAUCGCGGAAAGCAUUCCGAUGGUAUGACAGUCGGUUUUCCUGAGGUAUUUCUUAUACCUUUGUAAUACCAUAAUAGACUGUGUUCUUGUUUGUCGUCUCGUAUCCGGAUAUUUUUCCUUGCAACAAGUGGAAUUUUGGUGCGCAGACCACGAUCCAGCUGUCCCAGUCAUGGAGGAGCAAAAGGAUCAAAAUAGUCGUGAUUCGACUGAGUCUGAGAGCGUCUCGCUGUCACCCAAUAUACCAUCUCCUCCGAUUUUACCUCACCAGGCAGCGCAGCAAGCCCACAGAACCACGAACUUUUUCAUUGACAAUAUUCUAAGGCCAGACUUCGGUUGCAAGAAAGAUCUUGGGAGUAGGGACCGAGCGCAAACCUCUGGUAGGGAGAACGUUAACCCUAUGGUGAUAAGGCCGUCGCAUAAUAGCAGCCUUUGCCAGGAUUCAAACUGUAGUAGUGACAGCACUUCUUCGUCAUCGUCGUCUUCGCCAUUCUCAAAGCAGUCUUCGGCGAAGCUUGUCGAAGGAAAUGGAACUACCACACCAAGGCACGGGGAGAAUACGACGUCGAUAAUGGUGGUUAACACUAACGGGGGAACUCCGCCGGCUAAAGAAUCGCAACCUUUAUUAUGGCCUGCGUGGGUGUACUGCACAAGGUACUCGGACAGACCUUCAUCUGGCCCAAGGACACGAAAAUUGAAAAAGAAGAAAAGCGAGAAGGAAGACAAGCGACCGAGAACCGCUUUCACGGCUGAACAGCUGCAGAGACUUAAAGCUGAGUUUCAGGCGAAUCGGUACAUUACGGAGCAGCGGAGACAGUCUUUGGCCCAGGAACUCAACCUCAACGAGUCGCAAAUAAAAAUCUGGUUCCAAAACAAGAGGGCCAAAAUCAAAAAGGCCACUGGUUAUAAGAACGGCCUCGCUCUUCAGCUCAUGGCUCAAGGACUCUACAACCAUUCCACAACUACAGUUCAAGAUGAAAAAGACGAUAGCGAAUAAAAUGGCCAGAUUUCUCCCCUACAAUGGCCAUGGACGCUGACCUCGGCAAAAGUGAUUUUCAUAUUUUUUAUGACUCAAGUGAAAUGGAAACUUCUGCGAAUCGAAUAGACGAUAUUUAAACAAAUUCCUGUUUAUCAUACAGUAUAUGGACAUGCAUCUACGAACACUAUGAAAAUUUAUAUAUAGCCAAAACUGUAAGAUGUGUAUUUAAUUCCAGGUAAGGGAUGUCUAUAUUGCUCCUUACUUGCUAAUAUUUCUAACGUUUAUCUCUUUCCCCAAUGUGGUUGCUCACCGUUCCAGUAGGCCUAAAUGUCAGGCUUGUUAGUUUUUGUGAUAGCCCUGUCUCUUAAAUCCCUUAUCUCACAGUUCUUCAAAUGCGUGACUGAACCAACGCUCCAAGCCAAAGAUUUUAAUAUGUUCAGAUUAUGUUGUCUGAAAUAAAAAAAAGAUAGAAUGCGCCUUUGUUUUUUUUUUGUUCAGAUUUUUGUUAUUAGUGUUUUUUUCUAGUCUACAAACUUUCACGCAUUUACAUGAUCGAUACGAUGACUUGUCACAACCUUAUUUAUUUUAUUUUUAUUGUAUUUUUUACAACUGUGGGCCUUGUACAAAAGACGAUUUUCUACGCUACACUGAAUUUUUUAAACGAGGCAUUGGAUUGAGGUUACACGAUAAAUGCAAAAUGAUUUUUUUUUAAUGACUGAUAUACCUUUGAGAUAAUUAUUUAGAAUUAGUCUCGUAUUUUCAAUAUCUGAUUGAGAAUCUUUUACGGUCUUUUUCAUAAUAACCAAUAUGGAGUCCUCACAAGUCUAAUUUUUUUUUUACAUUAUCAUUAUCAUUAUUAAUAUUAUAAUUAUUCUUAUUGUUUUAUAUAAAGUUUUAUGUCAUUUUGAUAAAUACUGAAGGAUU